This is a messenger RNA of Panicum virgatum (switchgrass), 1532 nucleotides long. RefSeq names its product transcription factor JAMYB-like. Lineage: Eukaryota; Viridiplantae; Streptophyta; Magnoliopsida; Poales; Poaceae. The transcript is spliced from 3 exons. Gene Ontology annotation, cellular component: nucleus. Gene Ontology annotation, molecular function: DNA-binding transcription factor activity; sequence-specific DNA binding. The record is from RefSeq and is a predicted model, not a curated record. Gene Ontology annotation, biological process: regulation of DNA-templated transcription. Bases 212 to 1114 code for a protein of 300 amino acids.
GCUAUAAAUUCCCUCGCAUGCCCUCUCUCGCUCUCUCUCACAUUGGCUAUAAAAGGGCUUGCCAGUUGCCAUCCCUCUCCCACUAAUCCCCCCCUAGCUAGUCUCUCUUUCUAUCUCCCCCAACACUUCUCGAUUAAGCUAUAGCUAGAUACCAACUCUCUCUCUCUCUCUCUCUCUCUCUCUCCAACUGAUUCAUUAGUGAACAACGAAUAUGGCCGAACCCCAGAGGAGCAGGAGCAGGAGCAGGGCUAGCUCGCCGGGGGCUCCUGUUGAGCUCGACGACGACCACGGCCAGCCCGGAGGGGCGGCGCAGGAUCAGGAGGAGCAGCUGGAGCUCCGGCGCGGCCCGUGGACCGUCGACGAGGACCUCACCCUCGUCAACUACAUCGCCGACCACGGCGAGGGCCGCUGGAACUCCCUCGCCCGCGCCGCCGGGCUGAAGCGGACGGGCAAGAGCUGCCGGCUGCGGUGGCUGAACUACCUCCGGCCCGACGUGAAGCGCGGUAACUUCACCGCCGACGAGCAGCUGCUCAUCCUCGACCUCCACACCCGCUGGGGCAACCGGUGGUCCAAGAUCGCGCAGCACCUGCCGGGGAGGACGGACAACGAGAUCAAGAACUACUGGAGGACCCGGGUGCAGAAGCACGCCAAGCAGCUCAACUGCGACGCCAACAGCAAGCGCUUCAAGGACGCCAUGCGCUACCUCUGGAUGCCGCACCUCGUCGACGCCGACGACCACCGCCGCCGCCUCCUCCAGGCGGCGCACCACCACCACGCCGCCGACGUCGCCGCCGCCCACGGCCUGUCCGGCGCCGGGAUGGUCACCUCGGCGUCCUCGGACUCCUUCGCGACCACGGCCGAGUCGUACGACGACGUGGGGGGGCUCUGCUACGCGAACCUGCUGCACGCCGGGGAGAUGGCGGCCGUGGGCGGCGGAGGCGGCUGCUGGCCGCACGAGGCGAACCACCAAGGGCUGUGGCCGGCGGCGGCCGAUCAGGCUGGCAGCGGCGGCCAGUUUCAGGACCCGGAGCUCAGCGGGUGGGUGCAAGGCUUCUCCGAGGGCAUGAUCACCGAGAAUUUUUGGGCCUUGGAGGACAUCUGGAAGAUCCAAUGAGGGAUAGAUUUCAUGCUUUUUCAAAGGGUUGAAAUUAAUAAAACGAAUAUAUAUAGUAUAAUUAGUGAGUAGUAGUGGUGUCAUUGAUAGCUAGAUAUAUAACUUAAGAAAAAGGAAAUCAUAUAUAGUUAGCAUAUAUAUAUUCUAACUCCAAAAGAUACUGUAAGAGAGUUUGUGUAUAUAGUAUAUACCCCCCCCCCUCCUCUCUUUUUAUAUAUAUCCUUUUGGGUGGUUUUUUUCUUUGUUUUUUGCCUCUUAAGAUUCAUGUUCUUAUAGAGAGGUUGAAAGGAGGGCAUUAUUUAUGACUUUUGUGUUCAACAUUAUUGUGCAAUGUAUACAAGUAUACAGAUUAUUGCCUUUAUUGGUAAUGAAAGUUUGAUUUUGGGCAGUUAAUUGUGUGCGUCCAAAAUGUUUCUCC